Eutrema salsugineum is the source of this 804-nucleotide messenger RNA. RefSeq names its product non-specific lipid-transfer protein-like protein At5g64080. Bases 79 to 540 code for a protein of 153 amino acids. The transcript has 3 exons. NCBI's taxonomy places the organism in Eukaryota, Viridiplantae, Streptophyta, Magnoliopsida, Brassicales, Brassicaceae. The record is from RefSeq and is a predicted model, not a curated record.
AGUUUUGUAUUAAAAACCGAACAAAUCCAAAACCAAAAGCCACAAGUAACCCAAAAAAAAAAAAAGAGAAAGGAAAUAAUGACGCGUUUCUCGGCGGUGAUAAUCUUCGCGGCGGCGAUGACGGCGAUGGUUUCGGUUUCGUUGCCGGAGGUAAAAGCGCAAGCGCCAACAACGUGUGUGAGCAAGCUAGUCCCCUGCUUCAGUGCCUUGACAUCGACGACGAAGCCUCCUAAAGAUUGUUGCGACUCGAUCAAAGAAGCAGUGGAGAAGGAGCUUACUUGUCUCUGCACCGUCUACAACACUCCUGGUUUGCUUUCUCAGUACAACGUCACUACUGAACAAGCUCUCAAUCUCAGCCGUCGAUGUGACGUCAACACUGAUCUCUCCGCUUGUUCCGCAUCUGGAGCUCCAUCGCCAAAAGCUUCUUUAUUACCUCCUCCAGCUGGAAAUAAAGAAAAAAACGCCGGAGCUGGGAACAAGCUCGCCGGUUAUGGAGUCACCACCGUGAUCUUGUCUUUGGUUUCCACCAUCUUCUUCUGAAAACACUCAACCGACAUUACCCGGUUUUUCCGGUUGUUAACCCGGUUUAUUAUUUCUCGAGAUUGUUUGUUUUGUGACUUUGUCUAACUUAAAAUAAUCAAGGAUAAAAUAAUUUUUUUUGUUUGUUCACGUGUAUUAUUGUCAGUUAUCUAUGUCCAUGUUCUUAUCAUUACCGGUCUGAAUCGGACAUUAUCAGUUUGUUCCGAUUCCUGUAUGGCUUUCUGAAUUCUAUUGGAUUUAAUCUACUGUGUCUGGAUUUAUUUA